Messenger RNA from Plasmodium gonderi, 843 nucleotides. RefSeq names its product variable surface protein. Lineage: Eukaryota; Apicomplexa; Aconoidasida; Haemosporida; Plasmodiidae. The coding region runs from base 1 to 843 and encodes 280 amino acids. The record is from RefSeq and is a predicted model, not a curated record. The transcript is spliced from 3 exons.
AUGGUAAUAUCAAUUAUUCACAAAAUGAAUGUGAGAAAUAAUGCAAUUUACAUUAGAAUAUUUACCAUUAUCCUCAUAACAUGGAUAUCUGAGUAUCUCAAUGAGCCAAUACGUGGAAAAUAUUUGUGUAACAGAUACUAUGAUGAUAAUGCAUUAGUCUUAAGAAAUCAUCGGAUAUUGGCAUAUAAUCAGGGAAAAAAGUUUAAACAGGAAAAAUUAAAAAAUGGUUUAAAACAUAAUCAAACCUAUGAAUGGAUGACAAAAGAAGAAAUAAUAGACUUAAUGCGUACAAAAUUAAAUAAAUAUAAUUGUAUUAUCAAAGGAUUAGUGUUAAAAUCUCCAAUAUACAAAUCUAUAAAAAGAAAUGAUGAUCUCUUUGAACAAAAAGUAUUCAAUUAUCUAGAAAAAUUUUAUAAAUACAAAGAAAAUGCCAAUGCGUCUAGUAAUACAUUUAAAAGGAGCCUAUAUACAAUGUAUGAUUUAUAUUUUGUUUUUGGUCUAGUUAUUCUGACCAUUGCAUUAUCCAUUCCCAUAAUAUCUAUACCUGUGUUAAUCAUUACUAAUAAGGAUUAUAAUAUGGAUUUUCUUACAUUUGGAAUAGUAUCUGCUGCAUCAUUUUUUACACUCAUUAUAAUAUAUAUAUUAUUACUUAUUCCUAUAUGCGUAAAAUUGCAUUUUUUUUUUUUAGUAUUCUUAAACUUCUUUGAAUUUUAUGUCAUUUUUGUUUGGUUAAGCAUACAUGCUUAUGCUAAUAUUAUAAUAAUUUCAAUGGAUAUUUGCUCUAUAUUUAUCUUAUAUCUAUUCCGUUUGUAUAUUUUAUACUCUAUAAAUUUAUAUAAAUGA